Molecule: messenger RNA, 1556 nt
Organism: Malania oleifera
Lineage: Eukaryota; Viridiplantae; Streptophyta; Magnoliopsida; Santalales; Ximeniaceae
Exons: 5
Coding region: 49-1434 (461 amino acids)
Source: RefSeq, a predicted model, not a curated record
CCGCCCAAAAUCAGCACUGCACUUCUCUCUGAGAAAGAGUGAGAGAGAAUGUCAACAACUAGAAGGCCGAAAUGGCAUCCGCCAGCACCCCCAACUCCCAAAAUCAUCCACUUCUCUCGGCGGCAUCGCCGGAAACCGGCCAGGAGCGCUGCCGGCAGACCCACUUCCAGCAGAGACUCCGAGCUCCGGCGGAUGACCCAGACGGCGAAGCUAUCGACCCUCUUCGACCAAGAGCGGACCUUCUCGAGGACUGUUCCUUUGGUUCUCUUGGACUCGGGAGACUGUAGGGAGAGGAGAGAGAGAGUGGAAGAAGAAGGUGAAGGGGGAAGGCUUGGGGAGGAGAAGUGGAGGUUCCAGGCUGAGAUUCUGAGAGCAGAGUGUAAUUUUCUGAGAAUGGAGAGAGAAAGUGUUCAGGGGAGACAGAAAAUUUGCGAAGGGGAGAGCGCAAGCGCAGUAUUGAAGGAAGAGAUUGAGGAAUUAGCAAAGAAACUGCAAGAAGUGCAACAGAGUUCGAGAGUUCGAGAUUUUGAGGUUCCCAAGUGCAGUAAUUUUGACAAGAAAACUUUUCUUCUUCAGAGACGACUGGAGAAGCUCAGAGGCGUAUCGGGGGAUAAGUGCGUGAAGGGGCUUCGGGAGAUGGCUGAAGCAAGCUUAUCGAUCAAUGUGAAUUGCAGGUUCGAAGAGAGAUUAGCUCUAAAUCGCAAAUGUGGCUACAAUUACACUGAUGUGGAGGGUCUGAGAAGGAAAAUGGAAGAAGAAGGGCUUAUCAAAGGGUUGAAAAAGGAAGGAAGUCUUUUGCAGGAGUCUAUGUUCCAUGAGGAGAACACAUGCUCAGGACAUUGCAAGGUUGUAGUGAGGAGGAUCAUCGAGCAGGUGCGAGCUGAAACGGAACAAUGGUCUCAAAUGCAAAAGAUGCUGGAGCAGGUGAGGGAGGAGAUGGAGGAAUUGCAGGCUUCUCGGGAUUUUUGGGAAGAACGAGCACUUGGUUCUGAUUGUCAAGUCCAGUCCCUUUAUUCUGCUCUGCAAGAAUGGAGGCUGCAAGCUCUUUCCUCUGAAACAAAAGUGAAUGAGCUGCAAGCAGAGAUGUCUGUGCUCAACAGUGAGCUCAGAAGGUUGAGGAUGGAUCAAAAGGCCAGUGUAAUGGGUAGAAAAGGCCUGCCACCGAUUCCCCGGGACGCACAAUCUGAGAAGGAGAAGCGGGUAUUGAUUUGCCAGUUGAAGGAAAAUCAUCAUACAAUUGGUGACGGGAGUAAGAAGAAGGAAGCCUACAUUGAAGGGAGAAGAGAGAUACAAAGGUGCAGCUGUGGAGCUGUGGCUCCAAAACAGGCACCCUUUCGAGAUGUUGGGAAUGUGUCAUUGCCCGUGAGACCAAAUUGUAAAGCAAGCUUCUCUCUGCAUUGCUCUAAGCCUUCCAAUACAAAGGAUAGAUCUUGAAGAGGGAGGGGGAGAGAGUCUAAUAACUGAGAAAGGGAGGUGGAGGGUUUGUUUUCUUCUCUAGCCAUGUUAACCUUAAGAUUUAUCAGUGGAAGAAGUAGCUUGUUAAGAGGAUUUGCCAA